AUGCCCGCGGGCCUCACCGGUGAACCGGCCGGCGCCGCUCCUCCCGCGGCCUCGGGGACCUUGACUAUGGCCCCAGCCGGAGCUCUGCCCGUCCGGCUGGAGAACACCCCGGUGAGCCUGGGCGCCGUGACGAAGGCUUCUGUCAGUGUCAGCGUGGAAUCCGUGGCGUCCCAGUCCCUGCCGUCCCCAGUGGGGACCCUAGUGACCAAAGUGGCUCCUGUCACUGCCCUUCCUAAACUCGGCGGCGGCCCUAGGCUGCCUGCUCCUCAGAUAGUCACCGUGAAAGCCCCCAGCACGACAAUCCAGCUGCCUGCUAAUUUGCAGCUUCCUCCAGGAACAGUUUUGAUCAAAAGUAACAGUGGUCAGUUGAUGCUGGUGUCUCCUCAGCAAGCUGUAGCAAGAACCGAGACCACAAGUACCCUCAAUCCAAGGCCAGCAAUAUCAGCAAGUACUCAAGCAGUCAAAAUCUGUGCAGUGCCGAAUUCUGGCUCACCGUUGCUCAAGAAAGUAGCAGUGGCACCUGUUAAAAAUGUGGCACAGAUAGGAACUACCAUAACAGCCACUGCUCCCAGUGCUUCCUCAGUACAGUCUGUGGCUGUGCCAACCAAUGUCAUCACGGUUGCUCCUACAAAGCUGCUGAACACUGUCACCACACUGAAGCCGUCAAGUUUGGGAGCAUCCUCCACCCCCUCAAAUGUGCCCAGUCUCAAAGCAGAGACCUCGGUGGUGGCUUCUCAGGCUAAUCUUUCUCCGGCAACACUGGAAAAUGUAAAGAAAUGCAAAAACUUCCUUUCAAUGUUAAUAAAACUGGCAUGUAGUGGAUCACAGUCUCCAGAAAUGGGGCAGAAUGUGAAGAAGCUGGUGGAGCAACUUUUGGAUGCAAAGAUCGACGCAGAAGAAUUUACUAAGAAACUGUAUGUUGAGCUCAAGUCUGCACCUCAGCCUCACCUCGUUCCUUUUCUUAAGAAAAGCGUGUUUGCCUUAAGACAACUACUUCCCAAUUCCCAGAGCUUCAUUGAGCAGUGUGUUCAGGAAACCUCCAGUCAGGUGGUCCUGGCCACCUGUACCACAACAGCAGCUGCGUCUCCUGUGGUAACAAGUACAGUUUCCUCAGUCCAGCCGGAAAAGCCCAUCCUUGUGUCUGGAGCACCACCACCCACGACCGUGUCCUUGCAGACUCUGAACACACUUGCUGGUCCAGGCGGAGCGAAGCCUGGCGUGGUGACACUACACACUGUGGGCCCAGCUGCGAUCGCAGGAGGAACAACCUCUGGGGCUGUUCUGCUUCAGACUUCCAAACCACUCGUGACUUCCGUACCAAAUACGGUGACGGCCGUCCCGCUGCAGCCCGAGAAGCCAGUUGUGUCUGGGGCGGCAGUCACGCUGGCUCUCCCACCGGUGGCGUUUGGAGAAACUUCAACCGCAGCUCUGUGUCUCGCACCCGUGAAAUCCGUUGUGACUUCGGCUGGCACCACAGCUGACAAGCCUGCUGUUGGUCCUCCAGUCCAGAUCACGCUUGCUCAGCCAGGCCCCCUCCUUCCCCAGACAGCUGGCAUGCCACAGGCAGUUAAAGUCAAGCAACUAGUAGUCCAGCAGCCUUCGGGAGGAAUUGCCAAACAAGUCAACACCAUUUCUCCUUCCUCAGCAUUGACUCUUCAGAAAUCUGUGCUGAAGAUGCCAGGGAACGCCGUCGUACCUACUCCUUCCAAUGUAAAGCAAAUUACUCUGCCUGGAAAUAAAAUUCUGUCUCUUCAAGCUCAAGCUUCUCUUCUUCAGAAAAACAAAGUAAGAGAGAAUGGAGCGCCAUGCCUCAGGGAUGAAGAUGACCUCAAUGAUGUGACUUCUAUGGCAGGGGUCAACCUCAGUGAAGAAAGUGCCUGUGUCUUAGGAACAAAUUCAGAGCUGGUGGGCAAACUCAUUCAGUCGUGUAAAGAUGAACCAUUUCUUUUCACCGGAGCUCUACAAAAGAGAAUUUUAGACAUUGGUAAAAAGCAUGACAUUACGGAACUUAACUCCGACGCUGUGAACUUGAUCUCCCAUGCAACACAGGAGAGAUUACGGGGCCUUCUAGAAAAGCUGACUACAAUUGCUCAGCAUCGAAUGACUACUUACAAGGCAAGUGAAAAUUACAUCUUGUCAAGUGAUACCAGGUCACAGCUCAAAUUUCUUGAAAAGCUGGAUCAAUUGGAGAAACAGAGAAAGGAUUUAGAAGAAAGAGAGCUGUUACUUAAAGCAGCCAAGAGUCGUUCCAAUAAAGAAGAUCCAGAACAGCUGAGAUUAAAGCAGAAAGCCAAAGAGUUGCAGCAGUUGGAGCUCGCCCAGAUGCAGCACAGAGAUGCUAAUCUCACAGCCCUUGCAGCUAUCGGACCAAGGAAGAAGAGAGCACUGGAAUCAGGAAAUGAGGGCUUCAAAGACAGCCCCUUGGCUUCUGGGACAUCCAGCCUGACAGCCACCAAAUCAUUGCUUCGUCCAAGAGUCACGAGGAUCUGUCUCAGGGACCUGAUCUUCUGUAUGGAGCAGGAGAGGGACAUGAAGUACUCUCGGGCUCUGUACCUCGCCCUUCUGAAGUGACCGCUGCUGUCCACGUAGAUCUCGCUGGUGGUGCACUGAGCACACUGGCGCUGCCACGCCCUCUGCUGAAGCCUCCCUUUGGGAAGCGCUCACCGAGGCGGAGGACCGCUGUUUACAGUUCCCGGCUCUACUGACUCUCACCGCGCGCUGUGGGUUCGCGCAGUGAGCGCUUUUCGGAAAUCAUCACGAAGGCCGUUCACGUCGACGUGGCGCCUGCCCACCUGUGCGUUGAAUUACAGCAAGCUCAGGCUCUCUCUUCACCACUGGCUUCCUAUGCCAAACUGAACUGCGAGGUAGGUGUCUUCCCUAACCCCGUCUGCGCUGAAGGGCUGGAGCAAAGGAGUCAGAGUGUAGUUCCUCCUGUAGUGAGCCUGUCCUGGUGUGAGGUUUCAUGGUCUGGAAUAGAAAGUGCUUACCUAGCUGGGGCAGUCAGCCCCUGUCGUUGAAGGUGACAGGCCUCAGUGUAGGAUCCAGUAGCGUCCUGGGUUGUCUGAGCCCCGGGAUUAUAAAGCAUCUCCCUGAAGCUGGGUUGGCUGUGCCCGAGGUGGCUGAGUCUCUUCACUCCAUGGCUGCUUCUGGACUGACCAGGGGCUCGUUCUUGUCAGGGAAACUUCAGGUUAAAGCUGCUGCCAAUAUACCUCAUAGAAACUGGGAGAGGUAGAAUGUACUAGGGAUGACAAGGCACUGAGUUCAGACUGAUAAGGGGACAAUGAAAACAGGGUCAUAAAUAGGAAAUGGGCUCCAGGAGCCCAAGGACGGAAGGUCACAGUUUGAAUGCUAAAACUGAUCCAUAAGUUGGUGAUUGAGAAAAACAACCCACAGCCCAAACCAAACAGGAAAAUAUAUCAUGUAUUUUCAAAUUGCAAUAUUUCAAAAGAAAAUAAUUUUUGUUUUGUGUUAUUUUAAAUCCCAAAAGGUUAUUUUUUGUGUGAUUAAAAAAAUAAAAAACAAUUUUAGCUCCCCUAAGUUUUAAGCAUCUUAAAAAAUCCUAUUUGAUAAUUAGACAUUUUAAGCAAUAGGAGCCCCCUUGGAUUGUGAACUUAGAGGGUCUCGAAGGUACUGUCCGCAUGUCAGUCUUGGAGAUGCAGUUCUGAAAGAGAGUGGCAUGUCACACCGGUCCUCUCUGAGGAAAGAGCUGAGAUGCACAGCGAACACUCCCCCUUCCUUCCCCGCUUUUAAAUCCCACAUGGACAGGUUGUAGCCAGCAAAAAAUAACUGGUCAUUAGAGCCGCAUUCAGAAAGAAAGCUGAGCCACUAGGACACUGACCCAAAGGGGAAGCACCUCGGGCGUGUGCCACGCCCCCCCCCCCCCCAUCGGGACGGUCAGGGCCUUGUUCUGUCGUACUGCAAGAGUUAAAUUGGCCACGGUUUUUAUUUUAACAAGUUAUUGUGUAAAAUGCCAUAAAUUAUGUAUGUGUUAAAAGUACUUUAAAAGCUCUAUAUAUGCCCAAAGUUGUUUUUGUAUAUCUAAAUGCUUAGCUUUAUUUUUUGUAAAGUGCAACAGACUCCCACAUUUGUGUAUAA
Messenger RNA from Jaculus jaculus (lesser Egyptian jerboa), 4095 nucleotides. RefSeq names its product TATA-box binding protein associated factor 4b (gene Taf4b). The coding region runs from base 1 to 2571 and encodes 856 amino acids. Gene Ontology annotation, biological process: transcription initiation at RNA polymerase II promoter; DNA-templated transcription. The record is from RefSeq and is a predicted model, not a curated record. The transcript is spliced from 15 exons. Lineage: Eukaryota; Metazoa; Chordata; Mammalia; Rodentia; Dipodidae. Gene Ontology annotation, cellular component: transcription factor TFIID complex. Gene Ontology annotation, molecular function: DNA binding; protein heterodimerization activity; RNA polymerase II general transcription initiation factor activity.